This is a messenger RNA of Myiozetetes cayanensis, 1701 nucleotides long. Its product is annotated as Fc receptor-like protein 4. NCBI's taxonomy places the organism in Eukaryota, Metazoa, Chordata, Aves, Passeriformes, Tyrannidae. Gene Ontology annotation, molecular function: transmembrane signaling receptor activity. The record is from RefSeq and is a predicted model, not a curated record. Gene Ontology annotation, biological process: cell surface receptor signaling pathway.
AUGGCCAGGCACAGCGGGAUGGCCGGGAACGUGGCGCUGCUGCUGUGGGCCCAGUCCCUGCUCCUCGCUGGCACCCAGACCACCCAGGUCCUGCUGGAGCCCCCCUGGACCCCAGCAGUGCAGUGGGACCAGGUGACCCUGACCUGCCAGGGCUCGGGGACCCCCGGGGCCACCUCCUGGUACAAGAAUGGGCUGCUCUUGAGGGAGAAGAACCAGGACCGGUUCCUUGUCACCAAUAGCGGCAUCUACAAGUGUCACAGACCCGGCACUGGAUUCACAGGACCCCCCUGUCCCCCAGACUGGCUGGUGCUGCAGGUCCCGGCGAGGGAGCUGCUGGAAGGGGACAGUGUGACACUGCGCUGCCGGCGCUGGUGGGACCUGUGGCUCACCCAUGUGCGGUUUUACCACGAGGGGAAGGAGCUGGGAGGGCCCCUGCGGGGGUCCGAGCUGUCCCUGCCCCCCCUGCAGCUGCACCACGGCGGCCGCUACCGCUGCAGGGGCUGGGUGGGCUCCGGAUCCUCAGGCUGGGAGGAGUCGGCACCGGUGACAGUGACGGUGCACGAGCUCUUCCCGGUGCCGGUGCUGGAGGGUCCCCCUGAGCCCACCGAGGGGUCCCCCCUGAAUCUCAGCUGCCUCAGCCCCCCCAGCCCCCUGCGGCCCCGCCCCCUCCUGCACCUCUUGUACCGGGACGGGGUGCUGGUGGGGGGCCCGCAGGGGUCUCCCCAGCUCCACCUGCCCGCCGUGGGGGUCUCCCACUCGGGGAAUUACACCUGCGAGGUGCGCUCCGAGGGGGGGACGGUGCGGAAGAGCAGCGCCCGGCUCCGCGUCACGGUGCGCAGGAUCCCAAUCUCGGGGGUGUCCCUGUCGGCGCAGCCCCCCGGGGGGCGGGUGGCACUGGGGGACCUCCUGGUGCUGAGCUGCGCGGUGGCCGCGGGGACAGGUCCCCUGUCCUUCUCCUGGCACCGGGGGCGCUCGGCCGUGCCGCUGGGCACCGGCCCCCGCCUCGAGCUGCACGUUGGGGACGAGGACAGCGACCACUACCAGUGCCGGGUCACCGACGGGGACAGCGCGGCCGAGAGCCCCCCGCUGCACGUCACCGUGCUGGUGCCCGUGGCCGAUGCCACCAUCACCCCCGGACCCCCGUCCCUGCAGGUGGGCACAGGUGACCCCGUGACCCUGCGCUGCUCGGGGCAGGUGGGCUCAGCCCCCUGGACCUCCUGGCUGCGGGACGGGCGGGAGGUGGCCCGGGGUCCCCUCCUGGAGCUCGGGGACGUCGAGCCGGGACAUUCCGGCCCCUGCCAGGGCGUGGCCACCAAAGCAGCUGGACGGCAUCGCCUGCUCCGGGCACUCAGCCCGGCACUGAUGGGGACACCACGGGGGUGGGGCGCGGCAGUGGCCACAGGGCUCGGCGGGUCCCUCCUGUUUCUGGUUCUGCUCCUGGGGGCCAUCGGGGGCUGGCACCGGUGGCGCCGCUUGGCUACCAGGAGGCUCCAGGACAGGGUCUCUGUGGAGCCCCCGGGCCCUCCCGAGGAGGGGGAGGUGCUGUACACCCCCGUCACGAUCAGCGAGCGAGUGCUGGGGACCCCCAGGGGGUCCUCCCGUGCUGCCUCCCCCUGCGACCCCCAGGUGACCUACGCAGAGCUGCGGGGACCCCACCCACGGCUGCGGGAACCCAAGGACAUCUGCGAGGCUGUGGCGUGA